This is a messenger RNA of Helicoverpa armigera (cotton bollworm), 2883 nucleotides long. RefSeq lists its product as uncharacterized. NCBI's taxonomy places the organism in Eukaryota, Metazoa, Arthropoda, Insecta, Lepidoptera, Noctuidae. Bases 267 to 1670 code for a protein of 467 amino acids. The transcript has 11 exons. The record is from RefSeq and is a predicted model, not a curated record.
GGCUGUCAUAAUCGCUGUCAGUCGCAUGCGUUUGCUCGUGGAAACCGGUGAGAUUUGUGUUCUUUUCAUAAAUCGAAAGUUAAGUUACCGAUAUAAAUAUUAGUAUAAAUCAAAGUAAUUUAUUAAAUAAAUAUACGAACAGUUUAUAGAGUGUGGUGUAACACAACAAAUUGUGAUAUAUACUUUGAAGUAAGAGUUUGCGGUAUUUUCAAUUCUUGGAAAGUUGGACUGUCAUCCAGCAGAUUCGGAUGCUUCAAUAGGUCAAAAUGUGUGUACAGACAGCGUGGUGUGGCCUACUGGGCCUGCUCGCUGUGUCGGGCUUGACUUCCGCACAAGGGGCCAGCUACUGCUCAGUCAACACCUUCAGCACGAACACCACGUGGAUGCAGUUCACGAAGGAGCCAGUACCCCUCGAGUACGGCUUCGAAGACAAGUUCAAGAGCAUCCACUGCUGUGUGAAGGGUUACAGGAGUAUUGAAUGGUUUAAAGAUGGUGUGGCGUAUCCCUGGUCAGCGGGGGUGUCCAACCUGAUCCUAUAUCCUGAGGCUGCCAACCAGACGCUGUACGCGCGGCGGGCGGCGCGAGCUGACUCCGGCAACUACACCUGCCGCCUGUCCAACGAGACCCAUACGGAGACACAUACCGUCAAACUUAAUAUUUUAGAAAAACCGCCGGACGCACCGAAGACAAUGUUUAUUUCGAAAGAUCAGUGGGUGGAGGAGGGGGGCGAGUUACGACUGUACUGUGAAGCUCUCAUCGGUCGGUCUUACUUGGCUGACGCCCGCAGCGACCUCCGCUGGAGGAAGGAGGGUCCCAACGGCACUGAGGGAGACUUGUUGCCCACUCAGAUGGAAAUCAAGACCACCCGGGAGGAUGUGGAAGACAUCAUUGGCUCGUACCUGACGGUGGACCGAGUGUCGGCACAGGACUACGGUACCUAUGUGUGUGUUGUGCACAGCAAUGACGUCAUGUCCAAGCAUUACGUCACCGUUCACUACAGAUAUGGUGGUUCAGACGACGGUUCAGGGUCAUCAUGGUGCGGCAGCGGCGCGGUUCCGUGGCGGGCGCUAGCACUGGGCGCGGCGGCGGGCGCUUUAGCUCUGGUUUCGGCGGCUGCCCUACACCGGCGCUGCACGCCGCGUCUACUGCUGGCUGCGAGGCAUGCCCGCGCCAGAGCACAGCCCACCGCGAGGAGGGCACGAGUACUAGAGAAAGAGUUCGACGUGCUGGUGUGCUGGACGGCGGUGGACGGCGAGCUGGUGCGCGGCGCGCUGCUGCCGACGCUCGCGCUCAAGUACAAGUACCGCGUGCACGCCGUGCGCCUCUCCACGCAGCCCGACACUUGGUACAGCGAGCUGGUAGGCGAGGCGGCGCGCUGCCGGUCGCUGGUGGCCGUGCUGUCGCCCGCGCAGUACUCGGCGCAGCAGCUGCUCAUGGCGUUGCGGCAGCUAAGGGCACUGCCACUGCCGCCCGUCGUCGUCUUACUGCAGGACCUGCCAAAGUUAAAGCGCGAAGCUAAAGAAGGCGGCGAGAGCUUAGUAACAACACUCCGCGGUACGCGCCUCGUGGCGUGGCGGCACGUGCACGAGCGCGCCUUCUGGACGGCGCUGCGCCUCGCGCUGCCGCUGCCGCCCGCCGCGCACGAGCUACAAGUACGUACCCGGUAUUGAGACGAAACCAAACCCAACUGAAGCGGAGGACAACAAGUACAGUCGGUCGGGGAGCCUCACCGCGCUCGUGUAGAGCGGCGGGCGGCAGCUACAGUGUGGACAGUGACAGUGACACUCGCGACACUCAGUGACAGACACUACGUCCCCUCCCCUCCCCCCACUCUCCCCGCACACACCCCGCGCUGCCAAUUUAUUCGUACGAAGACUGUGAGUAGUUAUAGCUAUUUGUAAUAUCCAAUAUCACAUUACGGUAAUUAGGUUGUAGGUCCAUUUGAAACCUGUAUACAGUUUUCUAAGAUCUCAGUAUCUUUCUUCGUCUGAUACUAUAACAUCGUUUUCAUUUUUUCCAUUUCUCUUGUGCCAAUGGAAAAGCUAUCAUGACAAUUCGUUUUAAGUUUGCGGUUGUAUUUCACUAUUUAUUUUUAUUUAUCUUAUUUUCUUACUAUUUGUUUGUGUAUUUUCUCUUUCAAGUAUUAUAUCGGAUGGAUUCCGCGUUAGGUUGUAUGUACUGCGCGUCUACUCACUCAGAGACCGCGCGGUGCGAACUUUUAGAUUAGAACAAGAAUUUCUUAAUUUAUCUUUUUUACUGUAGUAAUUUAUGUUGUUUGGAAACAGCGGAGUGUAGAACGAGUUGCGACGAUUCAGGGUUCUGUGAUAAUCGAAGUAUGUUGGAUGUUUUUGUAAAGAGACGGUAGUAUAUAAAAACCAUUUCAAACCAAAACAAUGUUUAAGACUCUAGAACUGGAUGUAAGUUUGGUGUUUUGUACUGCUGACUCUUUCUUAAGUAUUUUUUUUAAUUUUUAUAAUACUGUGUUGUGUCCGUACAGCUAAUUGGCCUCGAUCAGAUUCAUUCUCGACUAAACUAAAACGAAUUAUUCCCUUAACAAGACUUAGAUAUGCUAUCACAAUAUCUGAUCGGGCUGUCAGCUAGCUGAACGGAUACAUGUGUUGUAAGUAAUACUGAUGUAAAUAUUAUUAUAAACAAGAGUAUUUUUACGUAAUGUUUCGUAAUACGAAGAAGCUUAGCAGGUUAAUGUAAACAUUUAGUAUUAUAGUUAAAACAAUACAUUCCGUAAAGAAUAUUAUUACUUAGAUUGUUUUAAGUUCACUUAAACCUAUAGUGAAGGUUCAAAACGAGAUGUUCUUCAAUAAGAAUCUAUUUUCUUAUCUGAAAUGUUGUAUGUAAAUAAAAAAUGCUAUUGAUACGUAAAAA